Molecule: messenger RNA, 623 nt
Organism: Scutellospora calospora
Lineage: Eukaryota; Fungi; Glomeromycota; Glomeromycetes; Diversisporales; Gigasporaceae
Source: the annotation of a GenBank genome assembly
UUGGUCGAAGAGCCGCUCGGCAUUCCUUGUGGGCGUCUGCGAUGGAGAUACUGGCGUGGGGUUGUGGAAUCGCGAGGAUUGGGGAGUAGUAGCAUUCUUUGGUCUGGCGAACUGCUUGAAGAAGCCUGGCUGGACCUUGCACUUCCAGGAGCAGGCGGUGGUGGCGUUGAUGAUCUAGUGUUGGCGGUCCGUCUUCUCUUCGGGGUUGCCUUUUCUCCAUCUGUAUUGGCGAGAACGGUAGAGCUCUUGGUGGUCUUCAAAGAUGUUUGUAUGCUCUCUUCGGCCGCAGCCUUGCGUUUGCGCGAAACAGCCAUUGCGCGUGACGGUGGUAAAGGUGGUGGGUUGAUUGUUAUGCUCAAAGUUCGUGCUGUAACUUUCACGCGUGGUGUCGCGGCCCUUGACGUGAACGCGUCGGAUCAAUUUAACUCGACACGACACGACACGACACUCCGUCACCAUUUCUCCCCAACAACCAGCUUCAGUCUGGCCUUGGAAAAUCACUCCGACCAAGAGCCUCCUGCUCCCGCAUGUCGACUCUCUAGUCAAUUCCACUGUCUAGUCGAUUCAACAUGGCCGAGCUACCCUUCACAUCUUCCCAGGGAAGCCAUCCCGAUGCUCAACUC